Molecule: messenger RNA, 2121 nt
Organism: Colletotrichum truncatum
Lineage: Eukaryota; Fungi; Ascomycota; Sordariomycetes; Glomerellales; Glomerellaceae
Product: GTP binding protein
Biological process (GO): positive regulation of GTPase activity
Cellular component (GO): cytosol
Molecular function (GO): guanyl-nucleotide exchange factor activity
Source: RefSeq, a predicted model, not a curated record
AUGGCCGAACAGCCUCAAGCGCCUCAGGUCUCGGGCAAAGCCAUGACGCCAGAGGGCAUCGCAGCCCUGUUAGCUUCUGCCUCAUCAUGGGCAGAUCCCGGCGCCCAGGAUCAAGGCAUGGCUCACAGGACUACGUUAUUGGGCGACGUUCUAUUUACUGCGCAGCAGCUGUGGUUUGCGGGGAGCGAGGAGCUUGAUCUUGUUGCGGAGAAGCUAGGCGACGGGAGUCGAGAUGCUUCAUGGAGACUUCCAUUAGGAGACUCAGGGAUUCUCGACUUCUUCCUUACCGUCGUCGCGGUACAGGGCUUACGCCCGGCGCUGAAAAGGCACACCUUGCGUCUUAUUGGGAACGCAUGUGCCGAUACAGAUGAAAACCGUGCUCGCGUCGUGGCCUCGAACGCGCUCCCGUCUAUCAUCGGCUUCCUCGCGGAUGAUGAAGCCCUACCCUUCGCCAUCCCCGUCCUCUACAACAUCCUAGUUGACUAUGAGCCAGCCCAGCAGGCAGCAAGUGCCUCUUCACUUAGUCUGGCCCUCGUAGACCUACUCACCAGCCCACGCCUCGCACACGUUCAACACCUGGUAGGCAUCAUCAGCAAAAUCCUUGCCCUACUCGCGACUCACGACACGGAAGCAACCCUGGCACCGCCUCACACCCCAGCCGUCCUCCUUACGAUCGCCUUAAAUCCUACCACCGACGCAGAAGACUUCGUCUCUCUGACAGCCGUCGCGCUGGCGUAUCUCACCCACGCGCCCAUCCAAGAGGCCCUCAUCACGACAAACUCCGUCCCCAUCCUACUAGCGACCUUCUACCACCUGCAAACCCAACUCGAGACAGUGAGGGUGGAAGAUGAAGACGCCGCAGUCCAGCUCCAAGCCCUUCCGCAAUCCUUCGUUCAGGUUCUAGCAGACAUUUCUUAUGCAGACAGCUUCACCAUUUACAACCCCAUCGGCUCCCCAGUUCUCCAAACUCUCCAAUCCUGGCUGUCCACGCCCAACGUCCACCUUCAAUCCGCCGCCUGCCUAUGCCUAGGCAACGUCGCGCGUUCCGACGAUGCCUCCGUGGCCUUCGUCAAGAACCACGCCGUCCACGUACCUCUAGUCUCCCUACUCAAAAUCUCCAAAGAUUCGAUCCUUCUCCACUCCGCCAUCUCAUUCCUCAAGAACCUCGCAAUCCCCUCGCAGAACAAGGCCGCACUAGGCGAGGCCGGCCUGCUAGAAGCCGAAAUACUCCCACGGAUCUGGGCACUGGACAUCAACCCGCAGGUCCAGUUUUCCGCCGUCUCCCUGACGCGGCUGCUGCUCGUAAACACCCCCUCCAACGUCCGCCGCCUCUGCGCCCCGCUGAACCCGGACCCCCUCUCCCCCUCUCACGACACGACGCAUUUCCACCGCCUUCUCGACCUUUUUGCGCGCUGCGACGCGGAACACACCAAGACAGAAGCAGCACGUGCCGCAGCGGCGGUCUGCCGUGUCUUGCACACCACACCGAUCUCACCCGUGCUGCCAGAAUGGGACCCCGCAGAAGAUGGCUACGUGUUCCGGCCCGAGAAGCCUCUUUCGCCCUCGGCUAUGGCGGAGGCGGACACCGACGGCGGCGCAAGGAGAAGAGAAAAGUUCUACCGUCAGCAUGCGGCUAUUAACAAGGCCCUCGCGUUCCUAGUCACGCAGACCAAGUUCCCUGUGCUCCGGAGCGAGGCAUGGUUCGUCUUUGCGCUGAUGUGCCGCGCCAGCGACGGCGCCGCAGUUGUGAUUCGCGCGCUGCAGGUGCCAGGGGCGUUCGAGGCUCUGACGGAAGCGAUUACGGGACAGAGUUUCUCCGGCGGAGAGACGCAGGAGAAGGCCAUUGCGAGCGGCCAGGAAGCCGUGAUUGUGGGUGCUGGCGCUGGUGCGGGGGACAGUACGGCGUUAGUGGAUGGGCUGGGGUUGGAGCCGCAACAGGCGGACCCUUCGCAGGCGGCUGGGAUGAAGAAGGUCGAUCGAGAGAACGGGUUGGUUAUGGUCUCAGAGCUGGUCAAGAACCAUGCAGAUGAGUUGCCUCCCGUGAGAAGGGCAGCAUUCGAAGAGAUGUUAAGGCAGGGCGGAGAGUUGCUUGUGGAUGAGAAGGGGAAGGGUAAAGCAUGA